AUGGCUUUUGGGAUGAAUAACAAGCUGCGCAUUAAUACUGCUCUGGUUGCAUUUAUGCUGCUGCUACUGCUGCUGCUAUUCAUCGUCGUAUGCAUAGCUGAUGAUGGUACAGGAACAGGAGGAGUUAAUGACAAAGUUGCAAGUCUUGUUGAAGAUGAAGCCGCCAAGACCAAAACUACCAAAACCAAAACAAAGCAAGAGACUAAUCUCAUGAGGGGAGAAGACUUGGACUUACUGGUCAUGGAUUACACCCCAGCUAGAAAGAAGUCCCCCAUUCAUAACUAA
Molecule: messenger RNA, 285 nt
Organism: Prunus armeniaca (apricot)
Lineage: Eukaryota; Viridiplantae; Streptophyta; Magnoliopsida; Rosales; Rosaceae
Source: the annotation of a GenBank genome assembly